Corythoichthys intestinalis (scribbled pipefish) is the source of this 3348-nucleotide messenger RNA. Its product is annotated as CDP-diacylglycerol--glycerol-3-phosphate 3-phosphatidyltransferase, mitochondrial. The record is from RefSeq and is a predicted model, not a curated record. Gene Ontology annotation, biological process: cardiolipin biosynthetic process. Gene Ontology annotation, cellular component: mitochondrion. Gene Ontology annotation, molecular function: CDP-diacylglycerol-glycerol-3-phosphate 3-phosphatidyltransferase activity. Lineage: Eukaryota; Metazoa; Chordata; Actinopteri; Syngnathiformes; Syngnathidae. The transcript has 12 exons. The coding region runs from base 323 to 1702 and encodes 459 amino acids.
UCUAUGACUAUGGCAGCAAUGGCGGCCCCCAUGUCGUGGAGGAGGCUGGUGUACUCUGUGUACUCGCCGGCCUUGGCCGGGGUUAUCACGCGAAUUUCCGACCGGCUCCUUCGCGCACGGGACCGGCGAGGCGGCGGAUGCUAAUGUGUCAACAGGGUGAGCGUGACGUUUAAAGGCAGCUCUGAAUUUUAACGUCCUUCGAAGUGAGAAAAGCUCGUCUGUGCUGCUUUUGGCACCCCUGCUAGCCAAAGCUGUGCCUUCACCAGAUAAUGUCACCGAUGCGCCAAACGCACCGCGCAGUCUCCACGCCCACUUCAGAUGGAUGGCGGAACACGUGCCGGCUUUUCGUGUCAACGGCGCACAAAUUCACGUGAUCGCCUCACCUGACCAGUUCUACCAGACGCUGAAGGCACGUGUCAGGACCGCAAAGAGACGAGUGGUGUUGGCGUCCUUGUACCUGGGAACGGGUCAGCUGGAACAAGACCUGGUGGAUUGCUUGCAGGAAGCUCUGGAAAGCUCAGAAAAAAACAACCAUGUGGCUGAUCUUAAAGUCUCAGUGUUACUGGACUACACGCGAGGCUCUCGAGGGCAAGUGAACUCAAGGACCAUGCUGCUUCCUCUAUUGCAGCGCUUCACCUCACAAAUGCGCGUGUCGCUGUACCACACGCCCGACCUGAGAGGCCUGCUGAGGCUGCUCGUGCCGCAACGCUUCAAUGAGACCAUCGGCGUGCAGCACAUCAAAGUCUACUUAUUUGACGACAGCUUCAUUAUCAGCGGGGCAAAUCUGAGCGACUCCUACUUCACCAAUCGGCAGGAUCGCUACGUACUGCUGGAAGACUGCGCCGAGCUGGCAGACUUCUUUUCUGAGCUGGUGGAGGCGGUCGGGGACGUCUCGCUACAGCUCGGACCUGAUGACUCUGUGGCCAUGCGGGACGGUAUGGUGCAUCCGUACAAAGGUGACAGGCAGGACUUUUCAACGGCGGCGAGCAAGCGCAUCAUGGAGGUGGUAAACAUGGCCCGCGUGCGCCAGCAGCUGCUCCUCAGCCAGCGCCAGCACUCUGAGAAGGAGCAGGACACCUGGGUGUUCCCUCUAGUCCAGAUGAAGCCCCUUGGCAUCCAGGUGGACGAACAAGUCACGCAGCGGCUCUUACAUGACGCAGGCCCAGACUCCACAGUCUACCUGACGUCAGGCUACUUCAACCUGACACGGGCGUACAUGCGUCUCGUGCUGGGAGCGGGGGCCGACUACCGCAUCCUCACCGCUUCGCCGGAAGUCAACGGCUUCUUCGGAGCUAAGGGCGUUGCCGGCGCCAUCCCCGACGCCUACACGCACAUCGCCAGGCAAUUCUACGAGCGCGUGAGGCAGCUGGGCCAGCAGGGCCGCAUCAGACUGCAAGAAUAUCACAGGCCGCAGUGGACCUUCCAUGCCAAAGGUCUGUGGUACUACCUCUACGGGCAUGAUCGGCCUUGCCUCACACUAAUUGGUUCCCCCAAUUUCGGCUACCGAUCGGUCCACCGGGACCUGGAGGCCCAGAUCGCCAUCGUCACAGAAAACGAGCAGUUGCAGGACCAAUUACGGGAGGAGCAGGAAAUGUUGUACCAACGUUCCUCGGAGGUUUCUGGAUCGACUUUUGAGCAACCGGACCGCUACGUUAAGCUCUGGGUCAAACUGGUCACGCCAUUCAUCAAGAACUUCUUCUAAGGCGGUGAGGAUGGAGGCAACGUCAUUUCUGCUGAUACUGCACACGUGAAAGAAUACUGGAGCAUCGCUGGCAUGCCACAAAACACUGAACUUGUGUCCAGGAAAUGGAAACACUGACUGUUUUACUUCAGUUACAUUUCAAAUUAAGGUCUUUUUGCUCCACAGAAGUAAGAGAGACUUCAAAAGAGAAUGUUAGCCACAAUGAAGGACAAUGUGGGAGUGUCAUACCAUCUGUUAACAGAUCCAUGUACUGUACAUUGAAAAGCCAAGUGUUUGUGAAAAUUCACACCAAAGAAUGGAGAUUUAGGAAGAACCUGGAUUGGUUGGAAACUUUUAAUGAGACAAAACAAUAAAUAAUGUCAAAUAAAUACAAAGUAACAACUUCCGUCACCUUCAUAUCCACUAAUUGUGCGUUGAAAGCAACCGGGAGGGUGACAAAAUGCAAAAGGAGGUCCAGUUUUUUUGUUUUUUUUUUUCCUUCUUUGUGCCUGAUUCACAUGAAUACUUGCAUUGUUUUUCACGGGAUGUUUCAAUUUCCCACCCGGAGAAGUAACAAACUAAAUUCUCUCAAACAUAGAUAGGUACUUUGAAUAUAUAAAAAAGAGGAAAUGAGUUAGACCUGCAGUUGGGGAAAGGUGCAACAGUGGGUUCAUUGGUGUCAGAGAUGAGUUCCACUUUUUCCAGCAGCAUUCAUCCAUCAGUCAAUCCUGCCUGUGUUAGCUAGGACUACACGUCCUUCAAAGAGGAAACCUUCUUUUUGCGAGUGGCCAACAUCUCGUAGAAGGGGUCUUUACUUAUGGCGGCUCUGCAGGAGACAUGUGAAGGAUGCAUCGUCAGAACACCGGAUGAUAUUUCAAUAAUAAAAGACAUAUCUCUGGUCAAUUGGCAAGGAAAGUCAAUAGGGCUGCCAUAAAGGAUUUAGAAAGUCAAUUACAAAUUAUUUUUGUAAUUAGUCAUCUGUUUAGCUUUACAUUUAAACUGGAAAUGUGCAUAAAAAAAAACAAAAAAAAACACUUAGGUAAUUUGGUUACUAAAAUUAUUGUUUUUCAAGGCGGCAUCAGGACUUUACAACUAUCUAAUUUUGUUUAAUUGUAUAACAUCCAACACUUUCACCAUUUCUGUUGCAUGAAUUUUUAAAUUGAUUUAUAUACCAAUUCAUUGUUGCCGAUUUCAAAUGUGCCAUCAGUUUUAUUCUGUAUGCUUUAAUGGGGUCGAUAUUUUGUAAUAAUUAGUGUUUAUACAGAUUCUUCAAAUAUUUUGACUGAAUACCUGUUUAACUUCUCAGUCCUUUACAUAGUUUAAUGCAUUUUUCUUAAUCAUUGUCUACAUUAGCUUGUAAUGGUUGACUAUUUUCACAUAUUGAAAUACUUUGGCAGCAGUGGAAUACAGCACGUCACACAUUUCCCCUUUUCUUCUGUCUACGGAUGUCUAAAGUAGGCCUGAACGAUAUUGGAAAAAACUAUUGUCGCGAUUUUUUUUAGGUUUGCAAUAUAUUGCGAUAUUAUAUUGCGAUAUUAAAAAAAAAAAGAUCUAUCUUUUUUAAAGAAAUUUUCACUAAAUGACUUGAAUAGCUGUUUGGAAAUACUUUACAUAACACACCGUGACCACAGUGUAUUCAUAUAAUACCGUCUAAUUUGUUAAUGAUG